Molecule: messenger RNA, 2337 nt
Organism: Striga hermonthica
Lineage: Eukaryota; Viridiplantae; Streptophyta; Magnoliopsida; Lamiales; Orobanchaceae
Source: the annotation of a GenBank genome assembly
AUGGAUGAUGGGGAUUGCUUUGGGAAUAACGAGGUUUUCAAUCCCAUCAUUCAAUUGGGCUCACAGGUCGCUUGCUUGCUCGUUAUCUCGCAUUUCUUCCAAAUUCUGCUUAAGCCCUUGGGCCAACCCGCACCCGUUGCGCAAAUUCUCGCAGGAUUCGUGUUGGGACCAUCCGGAUUAUCCCGUAUCGACAUUGUCCGAGCAUUCUUCUUCUCCAAUGCAGCCGAUUACUACGAGACAAUGGCCCUAUACGCUCGAAUCAUAAUCAUGUUCCUAAUCGGGCUCGAAACAGACGUCCCUUACCUAAAACGAAACCUUCGUAUAGCCAGCAUCAUCUCCUUAGCCAGCAGCUUCAUAUGCACCAUAUUUGCUGUAGCUGUCACUUCCUUCAUAUACGAAGAAAUGGGGGCCCACGGGUCGGGAGUCAUAAUGGCCCUAACCCUAGCCGUAAUCCUCUCCAACACGGCUUCCCCUUUCGUGGCCCGGUUGGCCCACGACCUCAAAUUCGCCAGCACAGACAUCGGCCGGCUGGCAAUAUCGACUUCUUUGAUCGGUGACACUUACGCCGUGUUUUUGCUCAUCAUAAUUUCAAGAAAUAAACGUGAAAAUAAAUUUUCGAGCUGGGUUUGGCUCGGUUUGCUCUACUCCCUCAUCGUUAUAGUGGUUAUAAUCGUGAAUAGGCACGUCGCCAGCUGGCUUAACCGGAGGAAGAGGAACCAAAAGUACUUGAAAAAUGCUGAGCUUUUUGUGCUUUUGGCGAUUCUAUUCGUGGCAGCCACUUCGCUCGAGACGAUGGGUUUUAGUAGCAUUAUCGCGUGUUUUUUGUUAGGGGCAAUGUUUCCUCGAGGGGGUAAAACGGGAAGGACCCUCUUGAUAAAGCUUUCGUAUUUUGUGCACAAUUUCGUGCUUCCGAUAUAUUUUGGGUACAGUGGGUUCAAGGCGGAUAUAACCAUUAUCGAUAGUUUUCGUAAUUUCGCGAUAGUUGCUAUUGUGAUACUGUUGAGUAUUGGAGGGAAAGUGACAGGCACGCUGGCUGCUUGCUGUCAUUUGAAAAUCCCACUUAACGAGGGGGUUCUCUUAGCUUUCUUGAUGAACUUGAAGGGGCACGUCGAUUUGCUUGCCCUCACGAUCGGGUUGGAGAAUAAAGUGAUGUCGAGCCAAGUAUUCUACAUCCUGAUGAUGGCAGCCGUCGUAAUCAACUCCCUACUGUGGGGCCCACUCAUCUCAUUCAUGGUCCGUCGGGAGAGCGAUAUCCUCGGCUACAAGCACGUGUCUUUCGAGUACCAAUCCCCCGAGUGUGAGCUCAAGCUCUUAUCCUGCGUCCACGGGCCUCGGCCCGUGGCCUCCAUGAUCGGCCUCAUAGCCUCAUGCAAAGGCUCGGAUCACGUCCCGAUCACCCCUUACCUCAUGCACCUAAUCGAGCUCCCUGAAAAGACCAAAACUAACCUUCUCUACCACCAAAAGGAAGAAGACGAGCUAAGUGACGAUGAAAACUACGGAGGUAACGACGUGGUCGAAAUAAACGAGGCAGUCGAUAUUUUCACGGCCGAGACAGGCAUAUACAUUAACCAGGUGAAAGUUGUCUCGCCCUUCGCAACAAUGUAUGCUGAGGUGUGCGAGUUUUCCGAGGAUGUUCGGGCCUCGAUCGUGAUCUUACCUUUCCACAAGCACCAAAGGAUAGAUGGGAAGUUGGAGCCCGGGAAGGAAGGUAUAAGGGCCACGAACCAAAAAGUGCUCCGGCACGCAAAGUGUUCUGUGGCAGUUUUAGUGGACCGUGGGCUGACUUCGCAUGUUCCAGGCUCGGGCUCACUUCAGCAUGUGGCAAUGCUGUACUUUGGUGGGCCUGAUGACAGGGAGGCGCUUGGGCUGAGCAAGCGUCUAGGAAUGCACCAAAGCAUUAACCUGACUGUGAUUCGGUUCUUGCGCAGGCCCGGCCCGAGUGAGAAUGUGGCCAUCGAUAUGGAUGAAAGGGAAGGGGAUUUCCUGAUGAGGUCCAUUAACCAGGAGCCGCAGAACGAUGCUGACAAUAUUGCAUUGAGUGCGUUUUUUAAUAGGUAUGUGACUUCGGGCCAAGUCGGGUACGUGGAGAAGCAAGUGACAGAUGGUGGAGAGACAGCAUCAGCUCUAAGAGAUAUGGCCGAUAUGUAUUCCAUGUUUAUAGUUGGAAAGGGAGGAAGAGGCCACUCGACACUAACAACCGGCCUGAGUGAUUGGGAAGAAUGUCCCGAGCUUGGGAAAGUAGGUGAUUUUUUAGCUUCCUCGGAUUUCGAGCUUAGUGGUUCGGUUUUAGUUGUACAACAGCAUAGAACAUCGAAAACGGAAGAUGGAGAUCGAUAG